GCCAAUAAUCUUUUUGUCUUCUAUCUUCGACACCUGUUUCUGAAAUCUUCUUCUUGUCUUCUCCUUGGAAUUCUAUCUGUGAGCCCGAGUUUCAGAUCCACCAGGUAUUUGAAUUCUCUUCUUCAUCCUUCAUUCUCUUACUCACCUUAUACAUCUAAAUUUUCUUCUGGAUUUUUAUCAUUAAUUUUGCUUAAUCUGAGUUCAUGACUUACUAAUAAUAAUGCAUGACUGUUUCUAUCUUUAGACUUUGUUUGGUCUAUGAAAUCAUUGUUAUGUAGAUUAUGCUGAGAGUAUUAUAAUUACAUGAUAAAUCUUGUUUUUUAGAUCUUCUUCUUCUCCAAAGUGCUUUAGGUUCUUUUUUGUUUAUUGGUUUGUCCAUAAGUUUUCUGAUACUAGGAUGAGAUAACCUUUUGUGGUGUUUUCUGACCCUGCUUUCAAUAGUCAAUCUUCCAAGUCAAACUUCUGAAAACAAAUAUUUUCUCAGAUUUUAGGAUCUUGUGAACUUGUGUUUGGAUCUUCAAUCAUUCUAAUGACAACUGUAUCACAGAGGAAAAAAUCUUGACUUUGGACCUUGUAAAUUUUGAUUAUAUCAUUUGAUUACCAUUCCCCAAUUCUGUUCUAUCAUGAAUUAUAUUUGAGUAAAGAUGUCUCAAGCAGAGUACUUAGCUACUUAGCUUCCAAUCUUGUGCUACUACUUCAAAUGCCUUUGAUUGUUCUUUGCUUCGGUCAGCCUUAUGCUCCUUUCAGUUUUUUUUUUUUUUGAUUGUACAAUGUUCUUUGCUCUUCAUGCUUCUUGUUAACUCUCAAGUUGCAUCCUUUCUGGAUUUAUUUUCAGGUCAUGUGGACAGUUCUCAACAGUAGCAUACUUCAACAAAGAUCAUUGCUUUUCAGCGGAACCUGAUAAUCUCCAACAAACAUUCUUCGGUUUACAGUAUUAACACCAGCAGGAUAGUGCUGUUUUCCCAUUCUUGAAGAUGGACAGGGCAGAUACGUCGGGCUUUGUAAGUGGCGGAAGUUGUUCAUCUCUCAACUUGCUCCAAUAUAUGCUUAUAGCUACAAGUAUGAUGUGCUAAGUGGUACUAUUUCGGAGCUCUCUUUCAUCUAUAUCCUUUUCAUCUUCAUGUGAAUUUGGACAAAGGUGUAGUUCCAUUCUCUAGUGCCAUUAAUAUGGGUGACACCGCUCUUAGCCUGAAGUGUCUUGGGGGCUCUGAAAACCAAUUUUGUUCCGAUGUAUCUAGUUUCACUGAUGAUGGCUGCCGGUUAGUCCUCGGAUUGGGUCCAACGUCGACUUCAUACUGUUUUAGUGUCGGCGUUAAUAACAGCAACAAAGAUUCUGCUUCUGGAUUUACUCAAGCUGAUUCAGUUCUGCAACUUGGUCGUCCUGCUGUAAGCAUAGACACUUUCAGUGGACUUGAUAAUGGUGGUGUGAUCCCUGUUGUUGAUGAAGGUUCUUCUUCAGCUAAGAGAUCAGGUGGAUACAUGCCAUCGCUUUUGUUAGAUCCAAAUGUUAAAAACCCUUCACAGAUUCAACAACUUAAAGAUUUUGGAACCGGUAUCCAUUCACAAGUGAGCCAAGAACCAUCACCUUACACAGAGUUCUAUGUACAGCAGAGGACAAGCAAUCCGAGGAAGUGUAAAUUUAUGGGAUGUGUGAAGGGAGCUCGAGGAGCGUCAGGACUCUGCAUCAGCCAUGGAGGAGGACAGAGAUGCCAAAAACCAGGCUGCAACAAAGGUGCAGAGAGUAAAACCACUUUUUGUAAAACCCAUGGUGGAGGGAAGAGGUGUGAACACUUGGGAUGCACGAAGAGCGCCGAAGGUAAAACAGAUUUCUGUAUAUCUCAUGGUGGUGGAAGACGUUGCGAGUUCCUUGAAGGAUGUGACAAAGCAGCCCGUGGCAGGUCGGGCCUCUGCAUCAAACACGGUGGUGGCAAAAGAUGUAAUAUCGAAGACUGUACACGAAGUGCUGAAGGACAAGCUGGUCUUUGUAUAUCCCAUGGUGGUGGGAAACGUUGUCAGUAUUUUUCAGGUUGUGAGAAAGGAGCUCAAGGAAGUACUAACUACUGCAAAGCCCAUGGAGGUGGAAAACGCUGCAUAUUUUCAGGAUGUAGCAAAGGAGCAGAAGGUAGUACUCCUCUGUGUAAAGCACACGGUGGUGGAAAACGCUGUCUCGCUGAUGGGGGUGGGAUUUGCUCUAAAAGCGUACAUGGUGGGACUAACUUCUGUGUUGCUCAUGGUGGGGGGAAAAGAUGUGUUGUGGUGGGGUGUACAAAGAGUGCGCGUGGUCGCACUGACAGUUGUGUUAAACAUGGUGGUGGGAAACGUUGCAAGAUUAUUGAUUGUGAGAAGAGUGCUCAAGGUAGUACUGAUUUCUGUAAAGCUCACGGUGGUGGGAAACGAUGUUCUUGGGGAGAUGGGAAAUGUGAGAAAUUUGCUAGAGGAAAGAGCGGUUUAUGCGCUGCGCAUAACACUAUUAUGUCUCGGGAGAACAAAGAUGGAAGCAAGAGCGGUUUGAUUGGACCGGGACUCUUUAGUGGCCUUGUUUUUGGCUCUACUUCUGAUCAUUCUCAGUCUGGAGCUAGCGCUGUCUCUGAUUGUACUGAUUCUGUUGAACGAAUACAGUUUGAGAAUAGGCAGAAGAACAAGAAGAUGAUGAUACCGAUGCAGGUUCUAGUACCUUCAUCAAUGAAAUCUCCAAGUAAUUCACAUGAAGGAGAAACAAACAUCUAUGACUUCAUGGUUCCGGAGGAGAGAGUUCACGGCGGUGGGCUAGUAAUGUCUUUACUUGGUGGCUCCAUUGAUCGAAACUGAAAGCCAUUUAUGGUAAAAGUGUCACAUUCUCAGCAAAAACCUGUGUAAAGCUGUAAAAUGUGUGGGAAUCUCCGAAUCUGUUUGUAGCCGGUUACGUUAUGCUGGAUCAAAAACUCAAGAUUUGUUGGAUAUUGUUAUGCUGGAUCGGUGGUGAAACCACUUCCCGGUUGCUAAAUAAAUAAACGUUUUUGUUUUAU
Arabidopsis thaliana (thale cress) is the source of this 3005-nucleotide messenger RNA. RefSeq names its product loricrin-like protein. The transcript has a single exon. The record is from RefSeq and is marked reviewed. Lineage: Eukaryota; Viridiplantae; Streptophyta; Magnoliopsida; Brassicales; Brassicaceae. The coding region runs from base 1168 to 2808 and encodes 546 amino acids.